Molecule: messenger RNA, 462 nt
Organism: Diaporthe batatas
Lineage: Eukaryota; Fungi; Ascomycota; Sordariomycetes; Diaporthales; Diaporthaceae
Exons: 2
Coding region: 1-462 (153 amino acids)
Source: RefSeq, a predicted model, not a curated record
AUGUGUGUAUUCGUCUACACAAUGACCCGCUGCGAGCACAAGCAGUUCCAGAACGUGAGCGAGUGCUCCGUUGCCCGAGGGGCCCACGAACAAGAACCCACCAACCGCGGCGACCUGACCGCCGAAAAGCCCGUCUUCCUGUUCGACACGAGCAAGAGCAUGACCUCGACGCCAGAGUACUACAAGGCCGCCUUCCCCUGCCGGAAAGUCAAGGCCAUCAGGCCGAUCCCGACGCUCUGCGACCAGUGUGCCAAGCGGGCCGAGCUGGCCGAGCGGCUGGGGCCGGUCGGCGCGCCCGGGAGCAGCAGCGGCAGCAGCAACAACAACAGCAACAGCACGGCGGGCUCCCCUAUGGGCCUGGCUGCUGGGAGGAGCGGUUCGCUCUCUGAUCUCACCAACGACUCAGGCGCAUCCACCCCGAGGUCGUUUUGGAAACUCGCACAUCCGAUCGAGCUCAUAUGA